Messenger RNA from Sphaeroforma arctica JP610, 2202 nucleotides. RefSeq names its product ferrochelatase, mitochondrial. NCBI's taxonomy places the organism in Eukaryota, Ichthyosporea, Ichthyophonida. Gene Ontology annotation, molecular function: protoporphyrin ferrochelatase activity. The record is from RefSeq and is a predicted model, not a curated record. The annotation marks the transcript as partial. The transcript is spliced from 8 exons. Gene Ontology annotation, biological process: heme biosynthetic process.
AGGUCCUUUCCAGGGCACUCUGGCAAAGUUCAUUGCCAGGAGACGCACACCUAGUAUCAAGGAACAGUACGCACAGAUUGGCGGGGGCUCGCCAAUUCGAAUGUGGUCUGAUCUACAAGGCGAGCAAUUAUGCAAAUUAUUAGACGAAACGUCUCCGGACACAGCUCCACAUAAACAUUAUUUAGGCUUUCGGUAUGCCAAUCCUUUGACAGAAGAUACGCUGGACCAGAUGGCAAAGGAUGGCGUGAAAAGAGUAGUGGCCUUCUCUCAAUAUCCUCAGUACUCGUGCUCCACUACAGGUUCAAGUCUGAAUGACAUCCGUCUGCUCUUAGAGAAAAAGGGCAUGACUGAUACCUUCGAUUGGAGUGUCAUCGAUCGCUGGUCAACUCAUCCUGGUCUCAUCGAUGCUUUCGCAGCUUCUAUUCAAGAAAAAUUAGAAUCUGCCUAUACCAAAGAGGAGAGAGAUGACGUUGUUUUGCUUUUCACGGCACACUCUUUGCCUUUGGAUGUUGUGAAUCGUGGCGAUCCUUAUCCAACGGAAGUGGCUGCUUCGGUGGAUCGUGUCAUGGAAAAGUUAGGUCACAGAAACCCUUAUCGUCUAGUCUGGCAGUCAAAAGUUGGUCCUAAGGCAUGGCUCAGACCACAAACGAGCGAAGCUCUAGAGGGGUAUGCCAAGCAGGGGAAGACAAAGAUGAUGAUGAUUCCAAUUGCGUUCACAUCUGACCACAUCGAGACGCUUUUCGAGCUCGACAUAGAAUAUGGUGAAGAAGCUAAGGAGCUUGGUGUGUCAAAAUUAAGUAGGUGCGAUUCAAUGAACGACCGCCCCGAUUUUGUCAACGCACUAGCAACGCUUGUUAAGGAUCAUUUGCACAGCGGCGAGAAAUCGAAAAAGCAACUCAGUUUACGAUGUCCAGCCUGCGUUAACGAUAAAUGUGGACCGACAAAAGAAUUCUUCGCUUAAAAAGCAACUGAACUAACAAAGUAUAAUUAUCGUACUUGUCACUUGGUGUAAUACUAAGACGACAUAUUAAGUAUGAUGCAAUAAGUUUGAAAUUUGAGAAUAUUUGUCACAUUCUAUUCUAGUGAGAGACGAUACGACUCAGCUAGCCAAACGGUUGUCGUUAUUUGUCUUUGAUGCUUAUUCUUGUUCUUCUUUGAAGCUUUCCUUUGUUCCUGCCACUGCAGUGGCUUACAUUAAAUCCGUCAUCAGAUUUUUAAUUUGGGGUACAACGGCCCACGAUAGUACUCUUAUACUAAGUUGGUGCAUUAAGUGAAAUUUGUGAAUGUUUGCCCCAUUCCAUUCUUUAGUGAGAGAUUAUAUGUAUGACCUAGCUAGUCUAACUGUCGUAGUUAUUCGCAUCUGAUGUAAUUUUUUAUGCUUAUCCUUGUUCAUCUUUGAAGAUUGCCUUUGUUCCUGCCAUACAGCAGUGGCUUACAUAUAGUCGGCAUCCGAUGUUCAAUUCGGCGGCGCAACGACCACGAUUGUACUCGAAUUAAACGCGAAUGCAUGAGAGUAGAAUAAUGAUCUUUAUUCAAAUCUGGCAUCAAGUCAAGAUGGUGCUCAUGAAUGCACACAAGCAUUCGUAACAUUCUUAACGCAUGUUUGUAAGUGGGCAGGGGCUCACAGCUAAAUACCAAUUUAAAUGCCCCCCAUAUUUUUUUCGCCUUUUGAAUUCUGAAGUUGACAGAUAGGGGGCUAUGCAUGCGAGGUUUCGACACUUGAAUAAUAUUUUAUACCAGAUGCGGUCAUAAUAAUUUAGGCGCAGCGUGCACAUCAAUAGUGAUGGCAGCGUUCUGCUAUGCUGAAUCUCUGCGUGCUUGCCACUUCAAUGCGUGUUGGAGAUUCAAAAAUGAACAGGUUGUAGAACAAAAGGACACAGUUUUACACUCCUUUUCGCGAAUGCAUUAUGGAUAUUUCCCUGUUUCCAUUAGAACGAAUUAUGACACACACAAGUUCCUGGUAAUGCAUCUAAGAAUUUCUAAGAAUUCAAUUGGUUCCGAAUCCGACACCCCAGAUCACCCUCUAGUGAACAGGUCCUGACAAUUAGCCGGUAUUGGCUUGUCGUGUCCCCAAAAAUAACGAAAGACUUCAUUUCCAGCUGAUUACUUGUGUUCAGCUUGCAACUAAUCCUCCCAGUCGUCGAAAACCAUGCUGCACAUUCGAAAUUGAUUCAGAAUAAACUUGAGACUAUGAAAAUACGC